AUGUCGGAACACAUUGCCUCUCCGCGCAUCACCGCACCCAACCUCGACGCCUUUGUCAACAAGCACGUCAGCAUCGUCGGCAAGGUUACCCAGCUGCGCGGCGACCAGGCCACUAUUGACGCCGACGGCACCGUCACCAUUCUUCUGAACCGGGAAGCGCACCUCACCAAUGGCAACGCCGCCCUCUUCAUCGGGAAAGUCAACCCCGACCUUUCCAUCAAGGCCCUGAGCUCCCGCGACGUCGGCGCAAACGUCGACAUGGGUCUCUGCUCCCAAGUCGCCGAGGUCACCCAGCGGUACAAGGCCCUCUUUGGCGGCGCCGACAACUGA
This is a messenger RNA of Cordyceps militaris CM01, 330 nucleotides long. Its product is annotated as DNA replication factor A subunit Ssb3. The record is from RefSeq and is a predicted model, not a curated record. Gene Ontology annotation, biological process: DNA repair; DNA recombination; DNA replication. Bases 1 to 330 code for a protein of 109 amino acids. The transcript has 3 exons. NCBI's taxonomy places the organism in Eukaryota, Fungi, Ascomycota, Sordariomycetes, Hypocreales, Cordycipitaceae. Gene Ontology annotation, cellular component: nucleus. Gene Ontology annotation, molecular function: DNA binding.